Lineus longissimus is the source of this 1433-nucleotide messenger RNA. Its product is annotated as RAD51-associated protein 1-like. The transcript is spliced from 8 exons. Lineage: Eukaryota; Metazoa; Nemertea; Pilidiophora; Heteronemertea; Lineidae. The coding region runs from base 127 to 1077 and encodes 316 amino acids. The record is from RefSeq and is a predicted model, not a curated record.
UUGAUUUAUGCAAGAUGGUGGGAAAUACGAAAAUUUCACAAAAAAGUGACAAAAUUUCCAACUUUUUACUUAUAAAUUAGAUAUUCAUUGUAUUGGCCUGAUUAUGCGUUUAAAUCAUUCUAUGUGAUGGCUGAAGUUGGAAGAGCACGAAGAGCGAGGAAGGUUAUUGACUAUGCGAACUUUGCAGAUGGUGAUGAGUCCGAUGAUGACUUUGUCUCCUCAUCUACUCCACCUGUCGCCAAGAGACCCAAGCUCGACAAACCUGACAAGUCAUCAAAGUCAACGAAGACGGAAAAAGAGAAUGUGAAAAAGAAGAAGAAGAAGAGUCUGAACAGAAAGCCUCCCGGUGAAAACUUGUUUGAAACUCACCUCCAGGCGGCGCUCGAGUUGUCUAUGAUUGAAACCUCAUCACAGGAGACAGCGGAAUCACAGGAAAGUGUUGUGAAGGAUGUACUCAUCAAGCCUGUUGUUAUAGCUGAUGACGAUGAAAUAGUUUGCCUUGGAAGUGAACCCAUCCAAUCUAUGAGUCCGGUGCGGUCAUCAUGUCGUGCUGCCUCCAAGGAGCAGCGUCAGUCGUUCCUUCAGGAGAGCGAGAGUGAGGGACCCAGUCAGGACAACAAUGAGGAAUUCAAACUAGAAGGUGAUGAGAGUGAAGAUGACGAAGAUGAUGAGAGUGAUGAUAGUUUCAACCCUGAUGAUGAUGACAGUGACUUUGAUGACGGGAAGAAGAAGAAGAAGAAACCACCAGCUAAACCAAGACCUCAAAAAACACCAAAGACAGCAGCAUCUACAACAAGUCAUCCAAAGCCCAAAACUGUCUGUAAACCAUCGCCAGCACCAUUCAGGUCUCCCAUCGCAAGUAAUUCACUGCCGGCAACGAAUACGCCCAAAUCUGACCUCGGCACAUGUGCGAGUCGGAAACCUGCUUGGACUCCACCUGCUCCAACAGGAUCGGCCACAAAAUGUGUGAAUCUUGGAGGCAGGAGGUCUCCGAGUGGUGGAGGUGGACUCCGGCUGGGUCUGUCUCGGAGCCAGCGAGUGAAACCGCUCCAUUCAUCAGUUAAAGGGGCGAGGUGACUCUGUUAAUCAGUAUGGGACUGGUGAUUUAGCUAAGGGAUCAUCAAGGUGAAUAAGGUCAAAAGAACCUUGUAGACGCAGUGCAGAGGUAAACAGGUUACCUCUCCUUGCUCCUAGCCCAUUAGAAGAAGACAAUGGAACAACCUAUGCAUUGGGCCUACUCAGGCUUUAUGGAUACGGUCCCUAGGCCUGGGCAUUUGGGUUCAGACUGCCUUUCUGAUAGGACUUAGCGUGUGUUUAUUUAUAGUUUUGUAAAUAUUGUGAAUAUCAUUUCUAUUCAAUUUUAAGUCAAUUUUUCAUUGUAAAAAGAAUGAAUGAUUUUAGUAUGAACUUACACUCAAUAUUUUGUUAGAAGA